AUGGACCGGGCCCAAGAAAAAUUGGUUGAGGCUCUGAAGCAUCAGAUACCUAUGAAUGAAGUGAUAGAUCGAGGGGACUCGGAUGUUCAGCAGUUCUACAGUGGCGCCACCGCGUUCGUGACGGGCGGCUCCGGCUUCCUCGGCAAGCAGAUUAUAGAGAAACUACUGAGAUCAUGCAACUUGAAGAAGAUGUUUGUGCUGCUGAGGCCAAAGAAAGGAAAGACGAUUCAGGAGAGACUCGAUUAUUUACUAAAAGAUCCCGUUUACGACUUCCUUCGCGAAAAGAAACCGAACUUUCUGGAGAAAUUAGUUCCACUGGAAGGUGAUGUAGCUGAUGUGAGACUCGGACUUAGCCAAGAAGAUUGGACUCUUCUUACACAAGAGGUGGAGACAGUAUUUCAUAUGGCCGCGACAGUCCGGUUUGACGAGCCUCUCAAAGCUGCAGUCAUCACCAACGUGAGAGGGACCAGGGAGUGCCUUGCGCUUUCGAAGGAAUGUGUCAACUUUAAGAACUUCAUCUACGUCUCGACAGCAUUUUCUCACGCUACAUACGACCGCGUGAACACGGAAGUUUUGGACCAGUUCUACCCUUGUCCAGUACAGCCAGAAACUAUCAUCGGUAUGGCAGAAUCUAUGGAGGAAGAUCGCCUGAAUUCCAUCGCUGAGGAUUUGAUCGUGGGCUGGCCAAACACAUAUACAUUCACGAAAGCCAUAGCUGAAGAGUUGGUAAGGACAUACGAUCCUGACCUUCCCGUCUGCGUUGUCAGACCACCUAUAGUAACACCUACUUAUUAUGAGCCAACUCCGGGUUGGAUGGAUUUAAGUGCUCUUUCUGGACCUACGGGGAUCCUCGCUGGUAUUAUAAUGGGUUUUCUUCACAUUUUCUACGUGGACAAAGAUUGUAAGCUGCCCUUAACGCCGGUGGAUUACGUUAACAAUGCAACCAUAGCUGCCGCCUGGGACGCUGACUUGAAGAGAAAGAGUGGAAAUAAAGACAUACAAGUAUAUACGGUGUCUAAUAACGAUCAUUUUAUUACGUGGGAUUUCAUAGGAGUAAUUCUGCGCUCAGAAGGAAAGAAGUCACCGUCACCCAAAGCGGUGUGGUACUGCUGGCUCAUGGAAACUAAUAGCAAGUUCGUCUUCUGGGUGAUCUCAUUCUUCGUGCAUUACAUACCGGCUUAUAUCAUGGACCUUGUCGGUGGUAUACUUGGAAACAUGCCGAAGGAAAUUAAUUCAUUCGUAGCGGUGUUCAGAAAAAUCGACAAAUUCGCCCUCAUUUACCACUACUUUUUAUCUAACGAAUGGUUUUUCAAAGACCAUAAUGUCCAAGAAAUGGUAUCUAGAAUGAGUCCAGCCGACAAAGCUAUUUUUAACUGUGAUCUUAGAACUAUUGACUUUACUGAAUACGUAAUGAUUUGGGGUAUAGGUAUCAGAAAAUACCUAGUUAAAGACGAAUUGAAAGACAGUGAGUUAGCUUACCGUAAACAGCAAAAGUUGAAAAUAGCAAAUAUUUUUUUUAUUAGUUUAAAUGUUAUUGUAGUUUUAAGUUUAUUGUAUCAGUUAUUUAAAGUUGUUAUUUGGUUAUUUUAG
Helicoverpa zea (corn earworm) is the source of this 1590-nucleotide messenger RNA. Its product is annotated as fatty acyl-CoA reductase wat-like. The coding region runs from base 1 to 1590 and encodes 529 amino acids. Lineage: Eukaryota; Metazoa; Arthropoda; Insecta; Lepidoptera; Noctuidae. Gene Ontology annotation, biological process: long-chain fatty-acyl-CoA metabolic process. Gene Ontology annotation, molecular function: alcohol-forming very long-chain fatty acyl-CoA reductase (NADP+) activity. The record is from RefSeq and is a predicted model, not a curated record. The transcript has 10 exons. Gene Ontology annotation, cellular component: peroxisome.